CCAGAACAAACCGAUCGGUUUGGAGGAGAAGAGAAACAAAAUGAUAGAAUGUCAGUGGCAACUGUGGCAUCCUGCAACUGUAUACCCUACAGCACCUGAAAAACUCAUUGGAUUUGGAGGACAUGUUUCCAAUCCCCUAACUUCCUCUCUUUCUCCCCACACUUCUCUCUCUUGCACCAAGUUCAAAUCCACCAGCUACUUAUGCAGCUCCAAACAUUGUUUCAAGUGCUUGUGACAAAACUGAAAGUACCCAUGAACCCUCUUCCCAGGGGUUUUCGGCACUGGCAGCAGAUGCUCCAUGGGACUAUGGAACUGUGUGGAGCACUAUGGCUUUCUAUAUGUUCAGUUUGCACAUCCCUCUGAGUUUUGGAUGGUUGUCUGUGGUUGCUCAUCUGUUGCAUGAACCUGUACCUGAUCCACAGACAGAGGCAAUAUCAUUGCUUGGAGCUCAAACUCUAGAGCUCAUUGCAGCUCUGCUGCUUCUGCAGAGUACUGCCAAGCCACAAUAUAAGUUUGUGAAUUUCUUCAAAGCUAACAAACUAUCAAAAGAGAGGAGCUGGCUGUUGGCAUCUGUCGUAGGAUUUGGGUUUCUGUUCAUGUUGGUUUUCCUAACUUCCUUCCUUGCUGAUAGAGUCGUUGGCCCCAAGGAUAUAAACAACCCCGUUCUGAAGGAAAUCUUGUUGAGCAGCAACAUCUCACAAGCUGCUUGUGUCCUCGUAUACUGCUUUAUCACUCCCGUGCUGGAAGAAACUGUUUACAGAGGAUUUUUAUUGGCGUCAAUGUUGUCCACUACGAAAUGGCAGUCAGCAGUUUUGAUAAGCUCAGCUAUUUUUAGUGCGGCACACUUAUCUGGUGAGAACUUCUUACAGUUGUUCGUCAUUGGAUGUGUACUUGGAUGCUCCUAUUGUUGGACUGGAAACUUGAGCUCUCCCAUUUUAAUACACUCUCUGUACAAUGCCAUGACCUUAAUGAUAACAUUCUUGUCCUGAGCUCUCGCUCGAUUUCAUAACCAUUGUAAUUAACUCACUAUAUUUCAAACUUUCAGUUUCAAGAACAUAAACCGGUACAAAACUCUUCCAAGAUUUUGUUUUCCGUUCUCUUUUUCUUCGUCUCUUCAAGAUUUAGCAUUCAACUCUUCCAGUCUACUUGUUUAUGUUGAAUGAUUUUGUUGGAUAUACACGUCAAGUGUCCAGCAUUCCCAUCCUGGGCAGGGAUCUACCCUCAUCGGGAACUGUUGGCCGCUUUGGAAGCUUCUAACGUGAAAUUCUUUUCUGCUGCAAGUAUUUUCCCAACAAGAUUGGAUUCGCACUCACAAAGAAGAUGUUGUACAAGAGGAGCAUUCUUGCUUUCUAAACACGAUACUAUUAGUGUUUUUCUUAAUUUUGUAAACCCAUUUACUUCCUAUGAUAAACCAUGUUCCUUUGAGUUUUUA
This is a messenger RNA of Malus domestica (apple), 1432 nucleotides long. RefSeq lists its product as uncharacterized. The record is from RefSeq and is a predicted model, not a curated record. NCBI's taxonomy places the organism in Eukaryota, Viridiplantae, Streptophyta, Magnoliopsida, Rosales, Rosaceae. Gene Ontology annotation, molecular function: metalloendopeptidase activity. Gene Ontology annotation, cellular component: membrane. Gene Ontology annotation, biological process: CAAX-box protein processing.